Alternaria ventricosa is the source of this 1731-nucleotide messenger RNA. RefSeq lists its product as uncharacterized. Gene Ontology annotation, molecular function: Hsp90 protein binding. The record is from RefSeq and is a predicted model, not a curated record. The coding region runs from base 1 to 1731 and encodes 576 amino acids. Lineage: Eukaryota; Fungi; Ascomycota; Dothideomycetes; Pleosporales; Pleosporaceae. The transcript has 2 exons.
AUGGCGCGCCGAAUGUCCCCAGAAGAGUAUCAGGCGAUUGGCCGCAGCUACUAUAAGCUGAAACAAUACGAGAAAGCCCUGGAAACCUUUUCGAAAGGUAUCGAGGCUUGUCCAACCGCGGACCUGUACGACCAUCGAGCUGCUACGUACGACAAGCUUGGAAACCUCAACGCCGCUGUCAAAGAUGGCAGAGAAAUGAUCAGAUUAAACAAGAAAGAUGUCAAGGGCUACUUACGCACGGCGAGUAUUCUGGAGAAGUUGGAGAAACCUGAGACGGCGCUCGGGAUUUACAAGUAUGGAAUGAAAAAUGUGCCACCUAGCGACAAGAACUUCAAGCUCUUGCAACAACUUCACGACAAGUUCACUCGAAAACUAUCACCUGCAUCGGCCAUCGAUCCGUUCACAGUUCUGCCCGCCGAGCUAGCGGAAAUGGUACUAGAGUAUUGCUCCUUCCGCCACAUGGUCAACUGCAUGCGCGUCAGCAAGGGAUGGAGGGACUAUCUCUCCAAGUUACCUAAACUUUGGAUGCAUCUCGACCUCUCCGGCGCCCGCAGACCGGUCCCUCGAUCGUUCGUCAAUACAGCUUUCAAGCGCUCGGAAUACCGGUUGACACGCGUCACGAUCCAUCGCUUCGAACACAUGGAUGUACUCAAAAACCUUGCGAAAGCAGCCAAGGACCUUACAGAGUUGGAGCUCAUCUCUGUACCACAUACCAUGUCAGCUACGUUGAUUGACGUUGUCAAGAGCGCUCCCAAGCUGAAGAAGUUUACGAUACAUCCAGAGAUCACGCAAGAUACUGCAGUGCAGAUAAUGCAUGCGAGGCCUGUACUGGAACACGUGGUCUUCGGCGCCCUGAGGUCCCGCGGGGCCGCCACUAACUGGACAACUUCAUUUGGGAAUCUCCGCACACUCGGCAUGCAUUGGUCGUCCCCCGUCUCGACGGUCAAUCUCGGGCUACAUGACCUCCUGGCUCGAACUCCAUGCCUUGAAUCCUUAGCACUCUCCAACGUACAACAUAUUGAAGCUCCACAAGGAUGGCCCAGAGACGAGGCUCAAUUACCACCACUGAAAAGCCUGGCGCUGAAGCGGAUGGACCUCCUGGUAUUGCCUCUUCUCCCGCCCACACUGCAGCGACUGGUCAUCGAAAACGACGGUGGUGAAUUCGACCUACAGCAUAUCCUGCCCUUGCACAAGUGCUGCGUUCCAGAACUCACACAUCUAGCGAUAUCUGGCUUCAAAGGCCUAGGCACAGAAGCACUAGGAGACAUACUAGAUAUCUGUUCCCACGAGAAUGAAACGGCAACAUGCUCAACACGAAAGCCUUUGCAAUCGUUGACCCUGCACGGCCUAGUCGAUAGUAGUUCAAAUCACAUGUUCGGACUCGGGCAAGAAGCGCGAAUGGAGUCCAUAUUCGGCGAUUCCCCACGCGUCCUCACGCCAGCGUUGGAAUCCCUGGACAUUGCCACCAUGCCCUGCGAUGAUGAUGAUAUAGAGAAGCUGGUCAACCUUUACAAGACUGGGCUAAAGACAAUCGACCUCUCUCACACCCAGAUCACUGGAGCGUCGAUCAAGAUGCUGGCGGACAAACUUCCGAACUUGACAACGAUAACAGCGAACAAUUGUGCCAAGAUCAAUGGGCGCGAUGCGAUCAACUAUGCAGAGCGAAAGGGAAUAUCAGUGAGCUGCCAGAUGGCUGAGCAGAAGGGUGGACGAAGGCUUCGCUACGGAUAG